This is a messenger RNA of Cotesia congregata, 1335 nucleotides long. Lineage: Eukaryota; Metazoa; Arthropoda; Insecta; Hymenoptera; Braconidae. The record is from the annotation of a GenBank genome assembly.
AUGACAGUUUUAAGAAUGACAAGCUCACCAAUGACGUCUCCGUCAACGAGUCCGAGCUCACCUGAGCAUGCUCAGGCACUUGAACAGGCAUCAUCUAGGUCAUCCUCAUCGUCGACACGACAACCAUUGAGUUUUUCGGUAGCAGCCCUUCUCGCUGAUACUAAAAAAACAAACAACAGACAACUACAAUUAGUAUUUGAUGAAAAGGAAAAAGAUAAAAAAGAUAAAAAAGAAGGUACUUGUUCUUCCUCAUCAUUAUCAUGUCCUCUAGUUGUGUCAUCUAAAAAAUUAUCUGUUGUCUAUCAUCCGUCACCAAGUUCAUCACCAAUAUCAUCAUCAUCAUCAUCCAUGGUGUCAUACUCCAGUCCCACAAGUCAAUUUCAUCGACAGCCAUUGUUUCCCCGAAUAUCACUAUUAUCCUCAAAUAAUCACAAAUCAUUCACUACGACAGUUAAUUCAUAUUACAAUAAUAAUAAUAAUAAUAAUAAUCGUAAUACACAUUCACCAACAGACGAAAUAGACGGACAAGACGGAGUUAUUAGUGACAGUAGCUGUAAUAUGUUUAUGGUUGGUUCUCAGUCACCGAUAAGCUCAUCUCACGAGGAACGACAAUCGAGAUGUUCUGAAUUGGAUAUGGAGGAGGAUGAUGAUGAUGAUGAUGAAGGGUGUUUGGUAGACGUUGAAGAUUUGGAGCAGCAAAAAUCUAAAAGCCCAACACCGGUAAGACCGAUGCCGGCUUACGUUACCGGGUUUUCGACACUCGGAUCAAUACUCGGAUUACCAGCUAGUCUUCAUCCAUCUGUUUGGGGUACUACCGGACAAACUAGUCAUCACAGAUCUGUUGCUGCGACAGUUGCUGCUGCUGCUGCUGCUGCUGCUGCCAGCUAUUUUCCAUCACAUUUUUCUCAUCAUGCACCUCUCAAUGAGCAUGGAGAACCCGCCAAAAUAAAGUGUAAUCUUAGAAAGCACAAACCUAACCGUAAACCACGGACACCGUUUACGACCCAACAAUUGCUUGCUUUGGAAAAAAAAUUUCGGGAAAGGCAGUACCUCAGUGUUGCUGAAAGGGCUGAAUUUUCAUCCUCUCUCCACCUAACUGAAACUCAGGUAAAAAUUUGGUUUCAAAAUCGACGGGCCAAGGCAAAGCGAUUACAAGAGGCUGAAAUAGAAAAAUUGCGCAUGUCAGCAGUAAGACAACAUCAUAAUUCUCUGUACGGUGGACAUCACGGACUUCUUGGCCCAGCAGCAGCACUAUAUCCCGUCGGCAUGUUGUCUCAUCCUGCUGUUGGUAUUUCACCUCACCAUACUGUUUCGCCCCAUUCGGCCAGAGAAUAA